This is a messenger RNA of Pomacea canaliculata, 945 nucleotides long. RefSeq lists its product as uncharacterized. The transcript has 2 exons. The record is from RefSeq and is a predicted model, not a curated record. Gene Ontology annotation, biological process: intracellular signal transduction. Bases 1 to 945 code for a protein of 314 amino acids. Lineage: Eukaryota; Metazoa; Mollusca; Gastropoda; Architaenioglossa; Ampullariidae. Gene Ontology annotation, molecular function: protein binding.
AUGCCUAAUAACAAUUUCAACAUAAAUGUGCGUGAUCAUGAUGGCAACACACCUUUGAACAUUCUAGCUAAAGUUGACGGCUGGGUCUCAUUUAAACUAUUUGUUGAGCGCGGGGGAGACCUCAACAUUCCUGACAGCGAGGGAUGGACUGUAGUUCAUAAACUAGCCAUGCACUGGAGAGAUCUUUCUGAUAUUUUAAUCACAUUAGUGGAAUAUGGUGCAGAUAUACACAGGUCAGGACCAGGACACAAGACAGCCGUGAUGCUGGCACUGGAGAACAGGAACUGGCCAGUUUUUUGGCAACUCUUACAGUUAGGAGCUUCCUACGACUGGGAUCCAGCUGAAAAAGGCUUACUUCUCAAACACUUGUGUCGUUUUCCAAUAAGUAAUAUUCAAGUAAAUCAACUUCGACGAAUUAUAAGUUCUCUUACACAGCCAACUGCUAGCAGAACAUGCUCCCUUGGUGCCAGUGUUUCAAGUCAAGCACAAGCAUCCUUACAAGCAGGCGCAAGAAGUUCUGAGUUGACAGUAGUCCAGCAUCUUCAGUCCAGAGAUGAUGUGACAAUUUAUGAAAGGGAGGAAAUACAAGACUCAGAUGGCGAGUCAAUUAAUUCAGAAGCAAAAGGCAUUCGCCAGUUUGUAGAAGAAGCAACUACUCAGCCCCGAUCUUUGGAAUCUCUUUGUCGUCUCGUUGUUUCUCGCUCUCUACCUUGCGGCGUGAGCAGAACUGACUUUGUUAUGUCCCUUCCUAUCCCGACAAUCUUGAGAGACUAUGUACUGUUCACUGAUGAGGUAUCCCAGCUUCAUUCUUCCUUAAAAGUCUUGGAACGAGAUCCAUCGUUCGAGUACGACACAGAUGAUGAGUAUUAUUUCUAUGAUUCUGAUGAUGAGGAGACUGACGAAGAGAUUAAUACUGAUGUGGAUGAGCUUGGCAAUAAUGAGUAA